Raphanus sativus (radish) is the source of this 1516-nucleotide messenger RNA. RefSeq names its product enoyl-[acyl-carrier-protein] reductase [NADH], chloroplastic. The record is from RefSeq and is a predicted model, not a curated record. Gene Ontology annotation, biological process: fatty acid biosynthetic process. Bases 179 to 1336 code for a protein of 385 amino acids. NCBI's taxonomy places the organism in Eukaryota, Viridiplantae, Streptophyta, Magnoliopsida, Brassicales, Brassicaceae. The transcript has 12 exons. Gene Ontology annotation, molecular function: enoyl-[acyl-carrier-protein] reductase (NADH) activity.
AACGAAACCGAUCGGUCUUUCUAAAUGAGACGAAAAGUUGUCACUUGACUUGGGCAGACACACCUCGAUCUCAUCGAAUCUCCUCUUACAUAUCACUUCACAGCUCACACCAAACAAACCUACUCCCCUCUUUCUCUCUCUCUAGGCUCUCUCAGAAAACAUUAGAAAGGUCGUGAGAAUGGCGGCGACGGCAGCUUCAAGCUUGCAAUUUGCUACAAUAAGGCCAAGCAUCUCUAGCAAAGUUUUUAAAGCAGGGACCUGCAUUGUCGGUGCCAAUCCCAGGAACGCAUCAUGGGACAAACUCGCUUGCACUCGCCCUCUAUCGAACCUCGGAUGUUUGAGAAACAACAGUUCUCUUCCAACUUCUAAAAAGAGUUUUUCCUUUUCAACAAAGGCAAUGUCUGAAUCCAGCCAGAACAACGCUUCUUUUGGACUUCCUAUUGAUUUGAGAGGGAAAAGAGCUUUCAUUGCUGGUAUUGCUGAUGAUAAUGGAUAUGGUUGGGCCAUAGCCAAAUCUCUUGCUGCUGCUGGUGCUGAAAUAUUGGUUGGGACAUGGGUUCCUGCACUUAACAUUUUUGAGACGAGCCUGAGACGUGGAAAAUUUGACCAGUCACGCGUGCUGCCUGACGGUUCAUUGAUGGAGAUUAAAAAGGUCUAUCCUUUGGAUGCUGUGUUUGACAAUCCUGAAGAUGUGCCUGAGGAUGUGAAAGCGAAUAAGCGAUAUGCUGGAUCAUCAAACUGGACAGUACAGGAAGCUGCUGAAUGUGUGAGAAAAGAUUUUGGAACCAUUGACAUUCUUGUCCACUCACUUGCAAAUGGACCAGAGGUUAGCAAACCUCUUCUGGAGACAUCAAGAAAAGGCUACCUCGCUGCUAUCUCUGCUUCGAGUUACUCGUUUGUUUCCCUCCUCAGGCAUUUCCUGCCAAUUAUGAACCCAGGAGGCGCUUCUAUAUCUCUUACUUACAUUGCUUCUGAAAGGAUCAUUCCUGGGUAUGGUGGAGGUAUGAGUUCUGCGAAAGCCGCACUAGAGAGUGAUACACGGGUGCUUGCAUUUGAAGCUGGAAGGAAACAAAACAUUAGGGUCAACACCAUCUCUGCAGGUCCUUUGGGAAGCCGAGCAGCAAAAGCAAUUGGGUUCAUAGACACCAUGAUUGAGUAUUCAUACAAUAAUGCGCCUGUUCAGAAAACAUUGACCGCAGAUGAAGUUGGGAAUGCAGCAGCCUUCUUGGUAUCUCCAUUGGCUUCUGCCAUAACUGGUGCAACCAUCUAUGUUGACAAUGGCUUGAAUUCAAUGGGUGUUGCCAUCGACAGUCCAGUUUUCAAAGACCUCAAAUAGAGACUUAAGUAACUGCGGAAACUCUUUUUCUUGUGUUGCAUUUGUUUUUUUGUUUCUAUUGAGAAUGUUUUUUCUUUCGAACAAACUUGUUUCUAGAACAAAAUAUGAUAUUUAAAACAAUCAGAAUAAAUUCCAGUCAAAAAGUAUAAUAUAUAUACAUAUAUAAUUAUUUUUGAGAAA